AUGAACGCCGCGGCCAUAAUUAGUCGUCGCGUCGCGUUCGCGGCCGUCGCCAACCGCCCCGACGGCGUGAACGGCGCCGCGCGCGUCCGCGGGAUCCCGUCAACGGCUGUCCCGACAGCCUGGCCCGGACACGGCACUGGGCGGGCGAUGCGUUCCCACCGCGGCGUCGCGCUGGGCCGCCCGACGCGAGGCGCGAGACUCGCGGUGAUCACGGACCCCAAGGACACCGCCAACUCGUUCGACGAGCAGCUCAUGGGCGAGGAUGAGGUCUUCCUGCCCGCCAGGGAGGAGUACCACCACGAGUCCCCCGUCGUCGACGCGAACGACGGUUCGACGGCCGGGAGUGCCGCUCAACGGCAACAAUCGCGCGCCACCGCCGCUCCGUCGGCGCGCGGAUUCUCCACCUCCGCGACUGCGGAGUUCCCACCGCCGCCGACGACGAUCGAGUAUGAGGAUCUCGGACCGAACGUCGAGCUCGCGCGCGUCGUCCGGACCGACAGCGCCGACGCGACGCGCGCAGACACCCGCGAUGUUGACUCGCGAUUAUCCGUGACGCGCGAGGCGCUCCCGGUGCUCGUGGGCUGGUUCGGGUGCAAGCGCUCGCACCUGCGCAAGUACGCCAAGAUGUACGCGGAUAUCGGCUACGACAACGUGGUUUGCGUCAUUCCGCCCACGGCGUCCACGCUCUUCCCCGCCCUCGGCGACGCCUUCGCGGCGUCCGCGCUCGAGAGCGUCGUCAAGGCCAAGGCUCGAAUCGCCGAGCUAAACGACGAGGACGCCGCCGACGUCGACGACGACUCCAACACGGACGACGUCUCCACAUCUGGCGUGGUGCUCCACAUCUUCAGCAACGGCGGGUAUCUCUUCGCGGGUAACAUCGCGCACGCGCAGACGGGCUUCGUCGCCGACACCGAGAUGCCCCUGGGCGACGUCUCCACGGCGCUGAGGCGCAAGCUGGGAUUCGCCCCCGACCCGAAACUCGCCAGGGACUUCACCCAAAACGUCGUCGCGCUCGUCGUCGAUAGCGCGCCCGGCGAACUGGAGCCCGGCAUGGUCGCCGCGUCCUUCGAGGCUGUGCUGGAAGGUAAGGCCGCGCCCGAGCCGGAAGGUGGUGCCGCUCCCUCGGUGACGCUCCAGCAGACGGCGGCGGCUAUGCUCGCGUGGCCGCCAAUCGCCAAGAGGCUCCGAUACGUCGACGCCGCGUGGGGAGGUUUUCCAGCCGUGACGGGGAACAGGUGGAGCGGCGACGCGCGUGGUAAGCAGGGUAACGCGGCUGAGGUUGCGUUCGCGAGCGCGGAGCGGAAGCUGCAGCGAUUGAGAUUGGCCAACGAGGACGGCGCGAGGACCAAGGCUAAGAUUGCUCGGAACCUCUGCGACGAGCGCCCGGGCGGCCGCGGCUUGCUCUGGUGCCCGGCGAUGUUCAUGUACAGCAGGGCGGACCCCAUCAUCCCGUGCGAGCAGGUCGAGGCGUUCGCGACGGCUCGCGCGAUGAGGCUGGGACGGACGGCGUCGGCAGCCACCGGCGGAGAAGGCGCGGGGGGCGGAUUGGUGACGAUGAAGGCUUGGGACGACGCGCCGCACUGCGAGAUGGGCCGGGUCGAUCCGGAGGGGUACCAACGCGCGCUGAAAGAGUUCCUCGCGCCGCCCGAGCUGGAGGAGUGCGAGGCGUCCUUCUCCAACAACAUAAUCAAACCCUGGAACAGGGACUGA
Micromonas commoda is the source of this 1710-nucleotide messenger RNA. RefSeq lists its product with no specific name. The record is from RefSeq and is a predicted model, not a curated record. Lineage: Eukaryota; Viridiplantae; Chlorophyta; Mamiellophyceae; Mamiellales; Mamiellaceae. Bases 1 to 1710 code for a protein of 569 amino acids. The transcript has a single exon.